Cyprinus carpio (common carp) is the source of this 3823-nucleotide messenger RNA. Its product is annotated as monocarboxylate transporter 2-like. Gene Ontology annotation, molecular function: monocarboxylic acid transmembrane transporter activity. The record is from RefSeq and is a predicted model, not a curated record. Gene Ontology annotation, biological process: monocarboxylic acid transport; transmembrane transport. NCBI's taxonomy places the organism in Eukaryota, Metazoa, Chordata, Actinopteri, Cypriniformes, Cyprinidae.
AAAGCAUAAAAUACUACUAACAACUGAAUGGUAUAUUUCUUGAAAGCGGCUGCUUAUGUUAUAUUAUUAUGUAGUGCUUGAUGAUUUAGUUGAUAUUUAUUGUUCAGACAGAAGACGUAGUGCAGUUUAUUAUGACGUUUCGGUUUCAGUAAUAUAUCUGAGAAUGGCUACAUAUAUUUUAUGACUUUUCAGUGCUGAAAUCGGUUUAGUUACGGCAGAUGAAGGCUCAGUGGUAGAGCAUUGCGUUAGCAGCGCAAAAGGUUGUGGGUUCGAUUCCCAGGGAAGAUAUGUUAGGUAAAAAAUGUUAGCUUGAAUGCACUGUAAGUCACUUCGGAUAAAAGUGUCUGCUAAAUCCAUAAAUGUAAAAAGUUUGCAUGCUUUGACACUACAUAUAUCCUCUUCAGUAAUCAAUCAUAUGGGUAUUAAUGUCAUACUAACUGACUUCUCAUCUUUUUGUCCAAUGUGCUGCCACUCCAAGAUUUUACAUUUCACAUUAACAUAUCAUUUUACAUGCAUGUUGUGCAACCAGUGUUCUUUUGGUUCUUCUGUUUGGAAGCUGAACACGUCUGGUGUAUUUUUUUUUUUUUUUAAUUAUUAUUAUCCACUUAUUUUUUUAAUGCAAACUUCAUUUGAGCAUCUCUGUAAUAUUACUCACCAUCUAUUUCAUAAUGAAUAGUGUGUAAGCGCCUGUCCAGAAGGCAAAAAUUACAGCUGUAUGAAUCUGAAUUUUUAUGCACAUUUGAUAGUUUAACCUUCCUUUUAGGAAACACUUCCUACUUUACAUGCAUAAAGAGGGAGAGGGAUAACAUCAAUGAAACAAGUUUUUAUUGGCCCCCGAGCUUAUUUAAUUUUCCUUUCUUUUAAUUUGUUUUUCAAAACACUUUGGUUUUUUGCUCUAAGCAUUGAAGAUCAAACAUCAGAAGAAGCUUAAAUGACCUCCACUAAUCAAUGAACUCAGAGCAGUGGCUGAGAGAUGAGAUUCAGGCUAUUACUGAACUGCUUUUGGUUCUCAGGGUAAAGUACUGUUUAUGCAUCAAUUUUAGUUGAAAUAGAGUGUCAGUAGUUCAAGAUUACAGGUUUGCACCUAGAUAAAAAUGGUUUUCUGAAUGUUUUUCCAAACUAGUUUCGAUGACCUAUAUGAUGAACUUGGACGAUGCUAAUCUGAAACACAAUUAGCAGGAUAACAUUUUCUGAGUACUGAACUUACAAACAGCAUAUCAAACUCUUUGGAGGUCAAAGGUUUACCCAAAAAUCCUACUAUUAUAUAGGCACUUUGUGAGCUAUUGAGUGAAAAGGAAUGAGAAUGAAAAGGAAUUAUGUACCAUAUUAGAGUCUAUCAAAAAAGCUGAUGUCUGUACAUUUCUUUUUUCUUGGUCAGUUAUAGUGCAGCUUUUACCCAUUUCUUUUAUAUCUGAUCCUUAGAAAUUAUUUUCAUUGGUGUUUGCUAAUGUAUUCAGUUAUAAAUUACAUGUUGGACUUGAAUAAAAGCAGUUAAUUUAGAUGCUAUCACACGAUGCACAUUUCUAGCUUAUCUAACAAAAAUGUGUUUUAAAGUGCUGAAUGCACCAGAAGUCUCAUCAAUUUUAUCAUAAGGAAAGUUUCAAAUUGUAUAAAGAAGCUGUGUUUCUCUGUUCAUUUGCCUCUAUUGGUGAACUUUAUUAUAAGAUAUAUUCAACCUAGCAUGGUAGGAUAUAAAAGUGAUUUUGGUGAUAAAGUGGUAAAAUUAAUUUCAGCACAUCUUGUUAUUAUGCUCUAGAGAAUGAUGUGCUUUGCACAUUACUGUGCAGAGUAAUUCAUUUAUAAAACAGCUUAUUUAUGCUCAGGUCCAGAGAUCAUUUGAGCACUGGACCAGUGAGGCUCGGCCAGAGUAGUUGUAACUCUCUUACAUGCUCUAAUAUAAGAGCUAUCAGGAAAUGCACCACUGUUUUAUCGGAAGUAGGAAAUGCAAUAAUAUAAUAUAAUGUAAAGUUGUAAAUAAGUAAUAUUUGUUGUUGAAAAUACAGUACAAUUAUUUUUAUACAAUAAUAAUACUAAAAUUUCUCCUUUCUUUUAACAAAUCUCUCCCUCUUAUAUGAAAUAGCAGGUUACCUCCCACUUUCUACUUGUUCCCUGUGUUGACCUUUGUAUUUCACAGUAGCAUGAAUAUGCAGUGUCACUGAAGAUAAGCCAGGCAAAACAUGGAAGUGGGAAUAAGCAGUCUUUUCAGCCGGCAGACACCAUGAGAGAUUGCAGAUGAUGCUUUGAACUUCUCUCCUGAGCUUCCAAUGGAACUACGAAGGAAGAGCCGAACAGUUCAGCCUGCAGGUCCCCUGGAUGGAGGCUAUGGCUGGUUCAUAGUGCUUUCCACCUUUCUUGUAUUUGGGCUGACAUUCGGAGUAAUCAAGUCCUUCGGUGUGUUCUUCGUAGAAAUCCAACACUACUUUGCAACCACAGCGACUGCAAGCUCAUGGAUCACAUCUAUCUCUGUGGCAACUGUACAUUUUGGGGCCCCCGUAGGCUCCGCACUGAGCACGUACUUCGGCCAUCGGCCAGUGGUCGUGGUGGGGGGUCUGCUGAGCAGCAUUGGGAUGGUGGCCGGGUCAUAUGCCCAGGAUCUGCUACAGCUGUACAUCACUGUGGGGUUCCUUACAGGAUUUGGCUAUGCCCUGACCUGGACCCCUACUGUGACCAUGCUGGGCUGGUACUUUGAGAAGCGACGCCCAGUGGCCAACGCUCUUGCCAGCACAGGAGAGUGCAUCCUCACCUUCAUCCUCACCCCAUCCUUUCAGUUCAUGGUGGAUCAGUAUUCCUGGAGGGGAGCGAUGCUGAUCCUGGGAGCUCUGCAACUCAACUUGUGUUUGUGCGGAGCUCUUCUGAGACCCCUCAACAGACACAUUCCCCCUAAAGAGCUCGAGGAGAAAGAGCACGAGCUGGAGCUGUUAUCUCAAUCUCACAUAGACUCUAGAAGUUCAAAUAAUAGGUCAGACUCAAAAAAAUCGGAUCCACUGAAUGUCAAAAUCAUUCGUUACGUGGACUACACUCUUAUCGCUAAUGCGCGCUUCAUGGUCUACUCAAUGUUUGGUGUCUUUGCUGCUCUCGGCUUCUUCGCUCCAUCUCUCUUUCUGGUUCCGUACGCCCGCAGUCAAGGAGUGGAGGAGUACCAGGCGGCCUCUCUCAUGUCCAUCUCUGCGGUGCUGGACCUGUUAGGCCGGGUGUUAUUUGGAUGGGUGGCUAAUCUGCGGCUGGUCAAGACAGUCCAUCAGCUGAUCGUCACAGUGAUUCUGUUGGGCAUUGUUCUGCUGCUCUGCCCACUUGCAACCACAUUCACCCAGCUAGCGCUGUUCAGUGCGGGUUAUGGACUGGUGUUCGGAGCAACUGUGUCCAUUCACAUCACAGUACUCGCGGAGGUGGUGGGGGUGGAGAGGUUGGGAAGUGCUCUGGGCUUCUUCAUGCUCAUCCGCAGCAGCGGUGGCCUCCUUGGACCACCAUUGGCAGCUGUUUGAACUUUCAUUCUGACGGCACCCAUUCACUGCAGAGGAUCAAUUGGUGAGCAACUGAUAUAAUGGUGAAUUUCUCCUAAACUCAUCUACAUUUUGGAUGGCCUAAGGGUCAGUAAAUAUUCAGCAAAUGUUUAACUAUUGUUUUAAGAGAAAAUUCCAUUUCAAACUUAAUUGACUAAAAUAUUUUCUACUCUUUCUACAGGAAUCUUCAUAGACAAAAUGAGUGACUAUGGAACUGGUUUUCUGAUGGCAGGCGUGGCUCUUCUCGUCUCCGCCCUCUUUCUGCUUGUGUUACAGCAGAUGAACAAAAAAGGGAUGGGAAGGGGUAAAGACGUCAACUUGGA